AUGGCAUUAUUUUGUUCGUGCUUUAGGAAAAUGAGGAGCAAUCUUAAGAUGAGAUCAUAAAUUUUAUUAAUAAAUGCAAUUAUAUUUACAUUUACUCUUUGUAUGCUACUGAUAGCCUACAUUUUAAAUAGGGGAUAAUCGCUAUCUAUUCUAAAUAUAUCAUCCCAAACUUUAAUGAUCGAUGAAUUACAAAACCUACUAAAUACUGCUUCAAAUCUAAUUGAAUUUUAGAUUCGAUUCUUUUAUUCAAGAAGUAAUUUAUAUAAAUCAAUAGUAGCUUAAAUUACACUAACCAAGUUGAACAUUUUAAAUUAAAUUAUAUACAAUACGGAUUAUCAAUCCCUCGAAAGCCCUUAGUUAUGCCCUUAAAAUGCCUCUUUCUUCGAUCCCAAUCACGAUUACCCCCUUUCAUGCAUAAUUUAUCAAACUCUAAAUGAUGAUACCUCUUACUAUAAUUCAACAUAGGACUAUUAAUUAAGAAAUUUGACCCAUUUAUUCAAUGAAAUGAUAUUAACUAUUGAUUUAACAGGAGAAUUUAUCCCUAACGAUUUGUUUAUGGUAUCAGACAGCAAUCCGAACUAGUUUUCCUUCUAUUAUCCUCAGUGGAUCAAAUAUAAGACGUUUAGGCCUAAGUAAAGAUCAUGGUAUUAGUCACAUUUUGCAAAUCUUAAAUUGAAUCCUAAUAACCAUACGCAAUUAUCUGAGAUAUAUAAGUAUUUUAAUGAUAGCGAUGUUUAUUCAAUGACAAUGACCUAGUCUUUUUUCAAUAAGACUAAGUAAGUAGAUGGUUUAUUCGCAGCUGAUAUUUAUCUAUAGAAUGCAUAUUUCAAUACUAGUAAUUUGAAUAUGAUGAUUGUAAAUUAUGAUGGAAAGUUAAUUUUAUCAAAUUAUAAAAAUUAUCUUUUGGCUAAUUCAACCAAAUAUGAGUCAUUUGAUGAUGAAAAAACAACUGGUUUUAAUAAGUCUGAUUGGUUGGCAGUUUUGAAUUUUAUCAAUCAUAACAUAAAGGAAAGUACUUGUUCGUCAAAUUAUAAUACUCAAAAUUAGCUUUGUCUUUAUAACUCAGCCUAUUAAUCCGAUGUUUUCAUUUCUGCUAAAUAAAUUAAGGGUUUGGACUAUUAUUUGAUUGUAUUUAACAAUAUCCAAGAUUAAACAACUUUAAUCUAAAUGAUGAAUUCUUUGAUGGAGACAAUAUAGUAGUAAUUUGCUUAAUAAAUAAUCAUAAUUGGAUUGAUUUGUUGUGCAUUUACAAUUUUAUCAUUUCUUCUAAUUUACUUAAUUUGUAGGCCUAUGUUUAAAUUGAUUAAGUUAUCUAAUAGUUAUAUCAAUUCUCAUAUGGUUAGUAAGUCCUUUAGAGAUUAACAACUGAAGAGGGUUUGGAACAACUAAGAGAAAUUUAAUAGCUUUAUGAAGAAUUAGGUGCUGAAUCACAAUCCUUAGAAGACCAAUAACUUAAUGAUUUAAUUGAUUUAACUCUUUUAGCGAUUGUUUGAUAGAAUUUUUGAUCAACAAAACAAAAAAAGCGAAUAGUGUUUUAUUAUUCAAUCUUUCAAUUAUCCUAAGACUCAACAACGAGAUAUGAAUAUAUCUUAAUUGAUUAAGGAGCGUAAGUUUGAGGAGGUGAGUUCAGAUGAGUUUAACUUGUUUUUGAGUUACACUUUGAAAUAAUUAAAAAGAUAGUUCUCUUUAUGA
Messenger RNA from Paramecium tetraurelia, 1692 nucleotides. RefSeq lists its product as uncharacterized. The record is from RefSeq and is a predicted model, not a curated record. The transcript has 2 exons. Lineage: Eukaryota; Ciliophora; Oligohymenophorea; Peniculida; Parameciidae.